UUUACAUCUUGGUAGACCCUAGCUUUAGUUAGCCACACCUUCCUUUUCUCUAUAUGUAUUGCUCCAUCCUCUUAGCUGUAAACUUCAUAAUCCAUAUAUUCAUUCUUCUCCAAACAUAUCCAUCGCUCUGUUUUUCCUAGAACUUACCUUAACUUAUCAUCACAACUUCAUAAAUAUUAAUAUUUUCAUACACCAUAAUGCCAUCUGUUCAUUCUAGUCCUUUCUACCCAAUGGAAACUCCAGCAAUAGCAUCACUUCUCCGGCACACAUCCGGCGAAAAGCGGAACAAAUUCUCCGCCGGCGGCCUCUUAAAGAUGUUCAAACUCUUCCCUAUGUUAACAUCAGGUUGCAAAAUGGUAGCACUAUUAGGAAGGCCAAGAAAGCCUAUGCUAAAAGACAGUGCCACAACAGGCACAAUCUUCGGUUACAGAAAAGGAAGAGUUAUCAUAGCAAUACAAGAAGAUACGCGUCAAAUGCCGAUUUUUCUCAUCGAAUUACCGAUGCUAACGAGCGCGUUAAACAAAGAGAUGUCAUCCGAUAUAGUGAGAAUCGCGCUGGAGAGCGAGACGAAGACGAAUAAGAAGAAACUGCUUGAAGAGUUUGUUUGGGCUGUGUAUUGUAAUGGUAGGAAAGUUGGUUAUUCUAUAAGGAGGAAACAAAUGGGUGAUGAAGAACUUCAAGUUAUGCAACAUUUGAGAGGCGUGUCCAUGGGAGCUGGCGUGUUGCCGACCGCAUCGGAUCAUAAGGAUAGUUCUGAUGGUGAAAUGACUUAUAUGAGAGCAAGGUUUGAAAGAGUUGUUGGUUCUAAGGAUUCUGAAGCUUUUUAUAUGAUUAAUCCUGAUAAUAAUAUUAACAAUAGUAAUCAAGGACCUGAGUUUAGUAUAUUUUUUGUUAGAGCUAACUAGAAUCAAUAUUGUACGUGUUAUAUAUAUAUAUAUAUAUAAUUGAUGUGUAUCUAUGUAUCAGAUUAUAUUCUAAGCUUGAGAAUAUUAUGAUUUAUGAUCAAGUUAGUUCUUUCAUCAAGAACAAAUAACACAAAGAUUUUUGAGGUUUGAAGCAAUUUAUCUUCUAGAUU
Messenger RNA from Vicia villosa (hairy vetch), 1075 nucleotides. Its product is annotated as protein MIZU-KUSSEI 1. The record is from RefSeq and is a predicted model, not a curated record. NCBI's taxonomy places the organism in Eukaryota, Viridiplantae, Streptophyta, Magnoliopsida, Fabales, Fabaceae. The coding region runs from base 198 to 905 and encodes 235 amino acids. The transcript has a single exon. Gene Ontology annotation, biological process: hydrotropism.